AUGGGACGAGGGCGCAAAUGGGAGACUCUGCAAGAUGAAGCGCUAGUUCGCGCAUAUUUAGACCUCUCUCAAAACGCCAUUCAAGGUGCAGAGCAGAAGGCAGCGUCUUUCUGGGAUUCAAUUCUCAAUCGAUUUAAUAACGCAACAAAGCCGAAGAAGGAGGAAGUUCGUACUGCGCAAGCGCUUCGCAAUCGAUGGUCUAGUAUUUCUCACAAUGUGGCCAAAUUCGUGGGGUGUUAUAGUGUUAUUAAGGCCCGUAAUGAGUCAGGCAAGAGUGCGGAUGACGUUAUGAAAGACACUCGAUUACUAUUCAGAGAGCAACAAGGAUCCGAGUUUUCUUUCGAGAGUUGCUGGUUGAUUCUGCAGAAAUGCCCGAAGUUCAUGGAUGGGAUUAGAACCCGUGGGUCCGGAUCUAACGCUGGUGUGGCAGGUGAAGUAGAGAAGGAGAGGCCAACAGGACGAAAAAAAGCCAAGACUGAUCUAGCCGCGGAAAUCGAGGAUUCUAAGAAACUGAAACAACUCGUGGAUGACAACAAAGAGCGAAACUCUGUGAUCUUUGCGCAAAUGAAGCGCAAGAACGACUUGAUUGAGGAGCAGCUUACAAUGGACCUGUUUAAGACAGACCCGAAUUCUGAAGAAUCCAAAACCUUUUUCAGUUUCAUGCGCAAGAAGCGUCUAGCCUCUAUCAUGGAUAGAGAGGCAGCUCGAGAACUAGGAGCGUGCAAGACAAAUGUCAAAACUCACCUGAGCCAGAUGCCGAUGUAG
This is a messenger RNA of Phytophthora nicotianae INRA-310, 765 nucleotides long. RefSeq lists its product as hypothetical. Bases 1 to 765 code for a protein of 254 amino acids. The record is from RefSeq and is a predicted model, not a curated record. The transcript has a single exon. Lineage: Eukaryota; Oomycota; Peronosporomycetes; Peronosporales; Peronosporaceae.